AUGAAGUUGUGUACCUGCACCUCUCCGGAUAGCCCUGUCGAAGCCCCGAGACCAUCACUUCACGGCUGUGAUGAACAGAGCAAACAGCCGCUUGCGUCCAGACGACUGUUUCGCAAGCCCUCGAAACUACAGACCACCUUAGAGGUGACGAGGUGCAAAUUCGGAAACACCAGUCGUCAAGUUACUCCCUUAGGGUUCGACUUCACUCCACAAAAAGAUUGGACGCCGAUAUAUCAUGCUGUGUACCACGACCGAGAAGCAGCUCUUCAUCACUUUCUACAGAGCGGCGUAUCGCCUGAUGAUACGGCAGGCACGGGCGUACCGCUGCUGUGCAUCGCGGCUGCACGCGGGCAUUUUGAACUCGCAAGGGUACUACUGGAAGCCGGUGCAGCAAUCAACGCAUGCUUGGAGAAGAACGGAGAGACUGCUCUACAAAUCGCCAUAAGAGGAAGUCAACACCAAAUCAUCGACUUACUCCUUGCCAAUGGACCCAACUUGGAGGCAACCACCACCCAUACUGGAGAGACUCCGCUGCACUAUGCUGCGGUAGGGUCGAGCUCACUCGUGGUGGUCAUGAAGCUGCUCAAGCUUGGAGCAAAGUACGAUGCCCAGAACCUGGAAGGCCAGACUCCAGCAGCGGUUGCACUUCAGGCCCACAAUCUUCACACGGCGGUAGCGAUCAUCAACAUGGCGCGCGGGAAGCCGAAACAGCUAGCCAAAGAGAAAGAAAUGCUUCUUCAGCAUGUAGAAGCAACUGUAGGCCAAUCCUCGAUGACAAAGGACCUCAUCGCCGAUAUUUUCGCGGCUACAUGUGACUCAGAUUCGACGGUCUUGAUCGCAGCCAUUGAGAAGAAUGAUGCUGGGCUGGUCGAGAUGUUUCUGGAAAAAGGUGCAGAUCCGCAUCGCGCAACUGCAAAGGGUCUGCUGCCGAUAUUUGCAGCGGUCAAAUUUGCAGAUCUGCGCGUCCUGAAGCUGCUCGUACAGCACGGCGCAGCUAUUGUGGAACAAGACCUAGGCAAUCUCAAUCUGCUACAAGUACUGUUGGAGACAUCCUCAACACGCAGCGAUGAGUCUACAGCAGCCAUGAUUGACUAUUUGCUCGCCAAGGGUGUAGACGGGUUGGCGCUGUACCCAGAUGGCAAAACAUUACUCCAUCGGGCAGUCAAUACAGAUUGUGACCAUGUAAGAGUGGCGAAGCUACUGCUAAGACAUGGUGUCGAUGUUAACGCGCAAGACAACAAUGGCAACACUGCACUGCACCUUGCGUCGAUCAACGGCCUCGCAAACACAACAGGACUCUUGCUCACCGCCCGCGUCGACUCUACAAUUGUCAAUUCGAAGAAACAUACACCACUUCUCUGCGCGGUUCAAAACCAGCAAUGGUCCGUUGUGCCGCUUCUAGCGGUAUCUCCUGCGAUGACUUUGUGGGACGCAGAAGGGUCGACGGCGUUACAUCACAUCGCUCGAAGCAUACCCGAGGACUCCGCCACCUGGACAGACAUUGCAGCUGCAGCGAAACCAUUAUGUGAGCGAGAUGUCUGUAGAAGUAUGCGAGAUCGUUCAGGAGCAACCUCGCUUAUACAGGCGGUCAGGACACUACCCGAAGAAGGACUACCUGUAGUCGAAACACUGCUCAGUGUAGGUAUCAAACAGAGGAACUGUAUUGGACACGAAGACCACAAGGGACGCGACGCUCUGCACUACGCCGCAACCCUUGGCAAGCUGGUCUUUGUGGAGGUACUGCUCAAGCACGGCGCUCCUAUCGUACUGAAAGAUUGGGCUGAUGGUAAAAGGCAGUUCAAACUGCCAACGGAUACCAGGGAACAAACUCUAAAGCUCAUUACCGAGAGCGAUCGUCUGCGGCAAGCGCACGCAGCGCAAAAACAGCCCAGUCUUAACCAAGAGAUGCGGAUUGAAAUUGUUUCUCCCGAACGAAGAUCGAACUCAGCCAUAUCAGGGUACCGUGCAGAUCGAAAUACAGAGUACAGAUCAAGACCAAGCCGUAAUGACAUAGGGAAGGUUUCGUCAACACAACAUCUGCGGGUUCCAGCUCAUCACCAGAAGCAAGCAACGUCUUCUCCGUCUUUCCCGGCUCGCGGUUCUAGCAGACAGCGACGAUCAGAAGAAGCUAUCGCUGAGAAACCCCGGGCCGUAUUCCCUCCACGUGUCGCCCGGCCUCUGACACAAGUCAGCAGCACAUACGACCAGCGCAUUAUUAAGGACGCUACAUCGCAUUCACCCCGAUAUCUUGCAGACCAGCCCAAGGCAACCAUGAAAAAGCUCUUCUCGAACCCAAGAUCUCAAGACUCCAGUUUAGCUUUCUCGCCUCAUUCCUUAGGCAAGCAACAAAUACCAACAGCGUCAACCAAAGAUGAACCUGCGGCACGAUCCGUUCCGCUCGUUAAGGAGAAGCAAAGCCUAGGUCCAAGCCCGAGCCCUGUUCCAGCCAUGUCGAGCAUAGAAUCUCCGAUGGAAACAACAUCCUUGGCACCAACCAAAUUGGAAAUGCUGCCGUCACAACCCCUUCUAAGCUCAAGGGAAGAAACGACGACCGAUGCUAUGAAUGCCUCCACACCUUCAGAGACCCCAAAGCCUCCCACUCAUCCCAAGCAUCCAACUCUUCCAACAUCUUCCACAACAGCCUCAAAGCCUACGAUGCCAGAUUCUCUACCGUUACAGCCAGCUCGAGCAGAUAGCGGCGUAAGCAUGACGCAGAAGAACAUCACAGCACAUACGUUGCCUCCGUCGAAUCGGACGAAGCCUACCUUUGACGGGAGUGCACCGACAACGAAGAGACAAAGCGGCAAUGAGCUUGCCAGCUGGCUGGCGAUUAGUAACAUGUUGGGAAGGUUGUGA
Ascochyta rabiei is the source of this 2856-nucleotide messenger RNA. RefSeq lists its product as uncharacterized. NCBI's taxonomy places the organism in Eukaryota, Fungi, Ascomycota, Dothideomycetes, Pleosporales, Didymellaceae. Bases 1 to 2856 code for a protein of 951 amino acids. The transcript has a single exon. The record is from RefSeq and is a predicted model, not a curated record. Gene Ontology annotation, molecular function: protein binding.